AUGUUCCGAACUGCCUUUUGUUUUGUGCUCGUUUGCCACGUCCUCUUGGCUACAGUCGAAUGUGUCAACGGGUUCGCUUCGGACGACGCGCGAGCUGCUGUGGAAAGCGUGACGCACGUGGAUCGGACAAUUCGCAGCCUCCAGGCAGCUGAGACUGCAACGGAGACGUUGCACGACGAACGGGAGGAGCUUGAGGACAGGGGACUGGGGGAAUGGCUGGGCUUUGUCAAGAAAGAAACCCCUGCACUGUCGAAAGCUGUCGAAGAGAACGCGGAGGUCGCGGCGAAGCUGAAGAGUGUGGUGAGCGACAAGGACGUGGUCGACAAGGCAACGGUCGAGAAGGUCAAGACGGCCGUAGCGGAAGAAACGAGCGCGCUGGAGAAGCAACAGGGCGGCGUGCUGCGGCGGUUCUUCCAGCGGGUCAAGGCGGUUCCAGUGGAAGGCGAUGUCAAGGCCCUUCUGGUGGCGUACCUGGUGUUCGCCUUGUUGACGACGGCGAUUCUCACGACAGGGGCGAUGAUGUAUCGGCGCAACAUGGCCGAAGCUCAGGCGGCCCAAGCGGGGCACUAUAUCUCCAAAUAA
This is a messenger RNA of Hyaloperonospora brassicae, 582 nucleotides long. Lineage: Eukaryota; Oomycota; Peronosporomycetes; Peronosporales; Peronosporaceae. The record is from the annotation of a GenBank genome assembly.